Molecule: messenger RNA, 419 nt
Organism: Nymphalis io (European peacock)
Lineage: Eukaryota; Metazoa; Arthropoda; Insecta; Lepidoptera; Nymphalidae
Gene: mRpL33
Product: 39S ribosomal protein L33, mitochondrial
Exons: 3
Coding region: 101-298 (65 amino acids)
Biological process (GO): translation
Cellular component (GO): mitochondrion
Source: RefSeq, a predicted model, not a curated record
GUCAAAUGUGACAAAUAAAAUUUAUAGGUUAUGUUAUGUACGAUUAUAAAAAAAAAUCCAAUAAUUAUCGCAAAGUAUUUAUUGUCAUUAACUGUACAAUAUGUUUAUAACUAAUGUACUGCUUAAGAAAGCAAAAAGCAAACAUGUUAUGGUACUUAUGGAAAGUGUAGUUUCGGGUCAUAAAUUUAAUGCUAUUCGAGAGCGCUUAGCGGAUAAAUUGGAAUUGAUUCGCUAUGAUCCUUACAUUCAACAUGAGAGCAUAUACAAAGAAAGAAAGAAGAUAAGAAGCCUCAAGUAAUAAUACAUUUGCUUUAUUUAGAUUUAGUAGAUUAAGUAAUAGGUAAAUAAAACAUGUUCAUCUUGUUGAAAUAAUAUAAUUAUUUAACUUUAAAACAAUAAAAUCUUUGGGAUAUAAUGCA